Messenger RNA from Saccoglossus kowalevskii, 2844 nucleotides. Its product is annotated as DNA topoisomerase 3-beta-1. Gene Ontology annotation, cellular component: nucleus. Gene Ontology annotation, molecular function: DNA topoisomerase type I (single strand cut, ATP-independent) activity; DNA binding. Gene Ontology annotation, biological process: DNA repair; DNA recombination; DNA topological change. The record is from RefSeq and is a predicted model, not a curated record. NCBI's taxonomy places the organism in Eukaryota, Metazoa, Hemichordata, Enteropneusta, Harrimaniidae.
AUGAAAACUGUAUUUAUGGUCGCUGAAAAGCCGCAGUUGGCACAUUCAUUGGCAAAGAUAUUGUCAAAUGGACAAUUAAAUUCGAGGAAGGGAUUCAACGGUGCUUGUUCUGUCCAUGAGUACACCGGAAAGUUUCAAGGCGAACCUGCCAGAUUCAAGAUGACCUCUGUUUGUGGUCAUGUAAUGGGACUGGACUUUGAUGGAAGUUACAAUAACUGGGAUAAAGUUGAUCCGGCAGAACUGUUUUCAGCCCCAGUUAGGCGAAUUGAAGCUCAAGAAAAAUUGCGUAUGCCAGCUUUUCUUUCUACUGAGUCCAAGGGUUGUGAUUAUCUUAUUCUCUGGUUGGACUGUGAUAAAGAAGGUGAAAAUAUCUGCUUUGAAGUCAUAGAUUUUGUUCAGCCAGUUAUGAAUAGACCAUAUGGCAGAGAACAGACUGUUUUCAGGGCUAAAUUCAGUGCUAUUACAGAUAAAGAUAUCAAAGCUGCAAUGAAUAAAUUGGUUGAACCUGAUAAAAAUCAAGCUUUGUCUGUUGACGCUCGUCAGCAAUUAGACUUGCGUAUUGGAUGUGCCUUUACUAGAUAUCAAACAAAAUUUUUUCAGGGCAAGUAUGCCGAUUUAGAUAGUACUUUGAUAUCAUAUGGACCAUGUCAGACACCUACACUGGGCUUCUGUGUGGAUAGACACGAUAAAAUACAGUCUUUCAAGCCUGAAACAUACUGGGUACUGCAGACUCAGGUAAGCUACAAUAACAAGACAUUCUCACUGGAUUGGGAACGAGUUAGAUUGUUUGAUAAAGAAGUAGCACAGAUGUUUAUCAAUAUUGUGAAGGCUGCCAACGAAGCAGAAGUUGUAAAUAUCAGCCAAAAAGAGAAAUCUAAACAACGUCCACAAGCUUUGAACACUGUAGAACUGAUGCGUGUUGCUAGUUCGGGACUCGGUAUGGGACCACAUCACGCUAUGCAGAUUGCCGAACGACUCUACAUACAGGGCUAUAUUAGUUACCCUAGAACUGAGACAUCACAGUAUCCAGAAAGCUUUGAUCUCAGAGGAACACUGAGGCAGCAAGCAUCAUCUUCAGAUUGGGGUUCAGAGGUCAGGCAGCUACUUAGUGAAGGUAUUUCAAAACCCAGAAAAGGUAAUGAUGCUGGAGACCAUCCUCCCAUUACUCCAAUGAAAGGUGCCAGUGAAAGUGAAUUAGGCGGGGGUGAUAACUGGAGGCUAUAUGAUUACAUUACAAGACACUUCAUUGCAACAAUUAGUCCUGAAUGUAAAUAUUUGCAAACAACAGUGAAAUUUACAAUUGGGACAGAGUCGUUUUCCUUGACAGGCAAAACUUUGAUUGAUGCUGGCUUUACAAAAGUUAUGCCUUGGCAGGCCAUUGGUGCUGAUGAGAAAUUACCACAGUUCAAUAAAGGAGAUAAAUGUGCUAUAAAAGAGGUUAAAUUAACAGAAAGACAGACUACACCACCAGAUUACUUGACAGAAAGUGAACUGAUAACUCUAAUGGAGAAGCAUGGUAUCGGCACAGAUGCUAGCAUUCCAGUCCAUAUUAAUAACAUAUGCCAGAGAAAUUAUGUAUCAGUUGGUUCUGGAAGACGACUGAUUCCAACCACGCUUGGUAUUGUCUUAGUACAUGGUUAUCAAAAGAUUGACCCUGAUCUAUCCCUGCCCAGUAUGAGGUCUGCUGUAGAAGAGCAGUUAAACCUGAUAGCGGUUGGGAAAGUUGACUUUAAUACUGUACUGAAACAUACUGUAGAUAUCUUUACCAGGAAAUUUCAAUAUUUUGUAACUCAGAUCAAUGGCAUGGAUGAAUUGUUUGAAGUGUCUUUCUCUCCUUUGGCUGCAAGUGGUAAACCUUUAUCUAGGUGUGGCAAAUGUAGAAGAUAUAUGAAGUAUAUCCAAGCUAAGCCCAGUAGAUUACAUUGUUCUAACUGUGAUGAAACGUACAGUCUACCAAUGAAUGGUACAAUUAAACUAUACCAAGAACUCAAGUGUCCUUUAGAUGAUUUUGAAAUGGUUUUAUUCUCUACUGGAUCUAAAGGAAAAAGUUAUCCGCUAUGUCCAUACUGUUUCAGUCAUCCAGCAUUUCAAGGGAUGCGUAAAGGCAUGGGUUGUAAUGAGUGUACACAUCCCACCUGUCAACACUCUGUGAAUUUAUUAGGCCUAGCUCAAUGUUUUGAGUGUGAAGAUGGAAUCCUGGUGCUAGAUCCUACAUCGGCACCCAAGUGGAAGGUAGCUUGUAAUAAAUGUAAUGUGAUAAUGAAACUCUUUGAGGACGCCCAUCGUGUUACCGUGUCAACAGAAGACACAUGUGAAAGUUGUGGUUCCAACAUUAUUAAUGUAGAUUUUAAUAAGGCCAAGAACCCUCUGGGCAGUGAUCAAACUCAACACUCUGGCUGCUUGUUCUGUGAUCCUAUCUUUAUACCGUUGAUUGAGACGCAACAUGCAAGAUCUGCUUCUAGAGGGCGAGGGGGAAGGGGUAGAGGAAGGGGGCGUGGCAGAGGUAGGGGGCGUGGCAGGGGUAGAGGAAGAGGGCGAGGACGGUAACACUGCUGUUCUAAUCAUACUCUUACUUUUACACUUGAAACAACGCUGUUCGAUUUCUAUUGUUCUUAGUGAUUAUUACAAAUGAUUGUAAUCUUAGUACCAAAGCAUUCACUAUUAUUGUUAUAUUUAAUACUAUUGCCUUCCAUCUGUAAAACUAUAUAUUUUCUUAUUUCUAUAUAAAACCAAACAGCGAGGAAAUUGUAUGAAUAGCGAAUAGAUAAUGCCAAGGUUGUGAAACAGGAGAAAGUAUCAGAUAACUAUGUAACUGAUUCAUAAAUUAACUAAACUGGAACACGC